AUGACAGAAACCAAUAUGCGAUUAGAGGACUGGCUGGAUGACCUAUGUGUCCGGUUCAUUGUAAACCUUCCAAGAGAAGAGCUUGAGUCCGUCGAGCGAAUAUGUUUCCAGGUGGAAGAAGCCCAGUGGUUCUACGAGGAUUUCAUUCGGCCGCUUGACCCAAACUUGCCGUCUCUCAAACUCCGCGAGUUCGCACUGCGCAUCUUCCAGCACUGCCCGUUGAUGUCACAAUGGUCUCAUUACCAUCACUCCACCGCAUUUUCCGAGUUUUUGGCAUACAAGACAAGAGUACCGGUGCGUGGGGCCAUUCUCCUCAACCAAGAGAUGGACGAGGUAGUGCUCGUCAAGGGCUGGAAGAAGGGUGCAAACUGGUCGUUCCCUCGUGGUAAAAUAAAUAAAGAAGAGAAGGAUCUGGAUUGUGCUGUCAGAGAAGUCUACGAAGAGACUGGAUUUGACAUCAGGGCCUCUGGACUUAUAAAGAAUGAAAAGGACAUCAAGUACAUUGAAAUACCGAUGCGUGAGCAAAAUAUGCGACUAUACGUGCUACGGGGCGUACCGAAAGAUACCCACUUCGAGCCCAGGACAAGGAAGGAGAUCAGUAAAAUAGAGUGGUAUAAGCUGUCCGACCUUCCAACCCUAAAGAAGAACAAGCAACAGGAAAACAUACCCUACCAAAACAAUAACAAGUUCUACAUGGUUGCGACGUUCCUGGGCCCUCUUAAGAAGUGGAUUGCUAAACAGAGGAAGCUAGACCAGGCACGGGGUUCACAUCCUAACAUAGCCCACGAGGAAGUUGGUGGAAGCUUAAUAACCGAGGAUGAAGGAGUGGAAGAUCACCAAGACAUCACCGGCGGGUAUCCAAAGCACCAGGUUUCGUCUAUCUCAGUCCCGCCACCUCUUCAUUCCGAUCUACCUGAAGUUUCCGCACCUCUUGAUCCGUCUGCCCAUUUGAAACGACUGCUUAACAUUGGAUCCGUCACGCCUACUACCGCUUCUAGCCAACCCGAGCUUGAUCGCCAGCAUCACCAACCUCAACGCCAUGCCUCAAAUGUAGAUAAAGGGAAUGCCCUUCUACAGUUACUUAGGAAAGGAUCUGAAGCCAACCCUCCUGAUAACCCUCCCCUUGCUCCCAUCCCGGUAUAUCCUAGCAGAGCACUCCCGACUGUACAUUCCCAGCAAACCACACCACAGCCAGUGGCUGGUCAGAAUGCUCCUCCUACAAGCUUUAAUUCUGGAAAUCAGUAUCCCCAGCACCCGCAAAACCCUCCUCAUAUGGAUUACACUCCUCGAGCCGCAUAUAAUGAUUACUCGGAACAAAAAUCUGCCCGGUCUCAACACAGCUAUGUGGGACAAAUGCCACAUCAAGCUUCUCACGAACAAAUUAAAGCACCAUUCACCGCAUAUCCGCCGCCAUUACGUCAAAUUAGCUCACAACCACCAACCUUUAACUCUCAGCAUGUACCUCCACCGUACCACCGCACCGGAGAUCCGCAAUUCGCCUCAAACCAGCACCCCCAAACGAAUAUGCCCUCUGUGCCGCCAGCGAAUGCGCUGCCGUUGCCAAAACUUAACAGCCAUUCACUCGCCCUGCUUAGCGUCUUCAAAGGUGAUAACGUUAAGAAUACUGCUAUGGUACCAAGUGCCAUACCGUCUCCCCCGGCUGAAGCACUGCCCGAAGAUGAUGCAAAAACCCAGCACAAAAACCAACUUCUGAAAAUGUUGAAACAGUCUAGUAGCUCGCUUCCUCGAAAUGGCAGCGUUUCACGCCCACCGGGCCGCGUUGAACUUGCGACACAAAACAGCCCAAGAAUACAGGACCAAACUGUUAUGCAACCCACUGGGCUAUCUUUAGAUGGCCACACCAAAGCGCCGGUGAUAUUGCAAAACCCGCAUAGGCCUAGGACCCCUACUCAGUCUUCUGUAGGAAAGACGGCAGCUACUCUAUCUGCACCUCUAAACCUCCCUAAUUUUGAAGGAAUUGCCAAGUCACCACGUAGCCCACGCCGGCAGAAGCAUGCUUCGGCUCAGGCUUCCACUCUAAAGAAUAUCAAAAUCCUCCCCCGCCCGGUAUCAAACAACAACGAGGAUGUCCCGGUGGCAACAAAAACCGAAAGCUCUUCUCCGACCCCACCCAGGCCAAAUGUCAAGCUUUCGGAGCUCACGAAGCCGUUCAAGCCUAAAAUUCUUCGCCGCCCUGACAAGGAUAACCUUGAUGCCUACCUACCUACUUCCACUGUUACUGUGAGUGCUUUCUCGAAGCCAGAACAGCUGACGGCAGCCAACGAGAAUACGGCGAAGCAGACCAGGCUGCAACCACAGUUCGAUCAAAGACCAAACCAAUCAGCCGCUCAGAAAGAAACGCUGCUUUCUCUCUUUAACAAAGACACUACUGCUCAGUCAGCCUCUGGACAGCAGGAGAUGACGAGGCAGACCAGAUCUCCGGUUCUAGUUUCCCCUCCUUUUUCAACUCUUAUCAGCCCUACCACUGAUCCGCUCAAUAGCCCUAAAGAACCUAUCAGGGGCAGUGGAUCUGAAAAACAAAGCAGUGCGACGUCCUCGACUAACCAGGCGUUCUUACUGGGGUAUCUAGAGGGAGUUGCCAUGGGCAGGAAAUAA
Messenger RNA from Microsporum canis CBS 113480, 2616 nucleotides. Its product is annotated as mRNA-decapping enzyme 2. Gene Ontology annotation, cellular component: P-body; cytoplasm. NCBI's taxonomy places the organism in Eukaryota, Fungi, Ascomycota, Eurotiomycetes, Onygenales, Arthrodermataceae. The record is from RefSeq and is a predicted model, not a curated record. Gene Ontology annotation, molecular function: RNA binding; 5'-(N(7)-methylguanosine 5'-triphospho)-[mRNA] hydrolase activity; manganese ion binding. Gene Ontology annotation, biological process: deadenylation-dependent decapping of nuclear-transcribed mRNA; nuclear-transcribed mRNA catabolic process, nonsense-mediated decay. The transcript has 2 exons. The coding region runs from base 1 to 2616 and encodes 871 amino acids.